AUGAGUGGCAUGGCCGACCUGAUCGAGCACCUGCUCUUUGAGGUGGCUCGUUCCGGCUUCAAAGGUAGGUGGGCAAAAUUCCAAGAGUUCGUGCACGUGAUCAGCAGCAGAAGCAGCAGCAGCAGUAGGAGCAAGCAUGACGGUGGCAUUCGGAAUAUUGGACGACGAGCGGUGCAUGAUUGCAACUGACGUCGAGCUUUCCAGGCCUUACGGAACAGCGAUUUGAGAGGCUUGUGACAGCCUUCUAUGACAAGGGAAAUUCCGAGCCAGCAGAAGCGAAUGGCACUCGACACGACAAUGUCACCCCAAGUGUACCAGUCGAGCAUCGCGGCAAGAUUGACGCCAUCCUGUUCGAUGACAUCUUCCAGAGGCUAUGCGACCACCCGGACAUUGGGCUGCGCGAAAUCAAGGGCCAGGGCGUUGGAGAGGAAGAGGAACAAGUUCCGGAUUCCAUGCUGUCCCAUGCGCUCAAAGCAAAGCUCUCCGGAAAGCGGAUUUUCACUACCGAUGAACGGAUGUGGCGAGCUCUUACUGGCCACGGUGUUGACCAUACCCGCAUACCUGGAAAGCAAUUCGAGCUACUCGCAAACAUUGCUGCGUUCGGACCGGCUGGCGUAUUACAGCCUCACCUAGCUCAGAUGACGGAACAAGACAAUCGCUCUGUGCCAACACGGACCGACACUCUUGCUGCGAAAGGCUACAUUACCAAAGAGCCGGUCAUUGGCGCUGGUACAAAGACUAGUCUACUUAGACUGAAGCCGUUUGUACCGCUGCAGUCCUUGCCCCAGUCUAACAGCAGCGACGGCCAAAUCAUUUCCGACCAAGAUCCCUCUCCGCCACGCUGGAACACCAAUUUGCCGAUCAACAACAUCAUUCACGACCUAAUCAACGAAUCAGGCCAAAAGGGCAUCACUGCGGGUGAGCUGACCUCCCGUCUCACUGGUCACCUCUGGCGGAGCUCUGUAGAGGACAUCCUCGCCUGCCUGGUCACGAGUAGCCGAAGGUCACAGCCACUACACCUCAAGCACUUAGCUAUAACUCGGAAUGAGGAGAUCUUCCAGGGCGAGCCAAGGGCGCGGUAUCGCACGGUCUCAAACUUCGACAAGGCUGUUGCAGCUGGCGAGGUUAUUCCAAAAACCACCAAACGUAUCGGCCGUUUGUCAAGAGCCGACACGGACAACUCAAACUCUGAAGUUGAUGAGUGGGGCUUUCCCGUCAUUGUCUUGAGCAGUUCCGCCGAACCUACAGAGCUCACACAGGGCGCGAAGCUGACUGACGCUGCAGACACGAAUGUGUCUGCUCCAAAGGCCUGGAUUGGUAAUUUCAAGCGCACUGCUUACGUCGAUGAUGACGAGGCAAGAGGGGAGGAUGGAAGUCUUGGUCCCUCGCAAAGCAGCGACAAUCCUGCUAAGCGUGUUACCCGUGGGAAGAGGGUACGUGUCGACGACUUUGAGGCGGCCGCAGCGUUGGGUGAGGUUGAAGGGUCUCAAAAGAAAAGGCAGAAACGAUCACCCCGAGCGGACGGCGAUAGGAAAGCUCGUCGCAAGCGUCGGCGCCCUGAGGGCGAGCUCGAUGGCAGUGAUACCAAUCGUGAAGAGAAUCAUGCAUCUUCGACCCCUGCAGCCGAUGCGGAAACUCCUCGUGCGAAGAAGAAGUAUCUCCUGCCAGAACUUCCUGUUGUCAAGAAGCGCAAGAUUACUGAAGAGGAACGUGAAGAGUACGAAAUAGCCGCACAGGCGACAGCAGAGCGACGAGCAAGAGUUGAGAUGAGGCUCAGUAUACGACGCAAGGCAGCUGAAAUUCGAAGCUCUGGGGGGCCAACGGAACAAGCAACUGAUCUUGCAUCUAUCUCGGUCUCGCUCGAACAAGACGACGACCACGAACAAAUACCGCCAGAGCGUGUUGCCCAGAUCAAAGCAGACAUACUUGCCCAAGUCAAGCCUGGUGUGUAUAUCGACCCGCCCGAGGCUCGCAAAUCGAAGUUGGAGAACUUCAUCCGGAGAGGACGUCCGAGGAAAUCGCUUCUUGCGGUGGUCAAGACUCCUCAUCUGAAACAAUUGACCUGGUUUAAAGACGACAGCGGUCCUCGAUAUGCGCCGAUCCGUAAGCGCGCUGAGCCAAAAGCUGUCACAGCAGCCGAUGUCCCCUCGUCCAAAGAUAGACCAGACAGCUCUGUUCCUCAAUCCAAUAUUGGAGUGCCAACUGGGGACACAGGCCGCUUCGAUCAGCCCAAUUAUCCGUCAGCUAAGGGACUUAUGCAACCCCAAGGUUCACGAACUGUCCAGUCAGAACAAACAGCAAGUAUCGUCCCAACGCAAAAGCAACCGACACCGGAACAUCCAGUAACAGCAGUAUCGCCACCUCAGAGCCAGCAACAAUGGCCAGCUUCAGCUUCAGUGCAGUCUCAAGCGGAGGAACAGGUGCCUGACGCCCGCCCGCCCGCAGCGGCUUCCAGACCUCUAGCGGGAGUAUUAGUUCCGACCACACAGCCUUCUCAUGUCAACAAUGCUACCCACUGUCAACAGAUGGCUCGGGUGGAACGGCUGCCCACGCAAGGUAUAGAUCCAACCUCUCUCAGCCAACGCGCAGCUGUGCCUGAGCAGGGUGCGUCCGGACCCAUGGGAUUGAACGGCUCUCCUGUUUCUUCCGCACCUCCAGGCCCCUCUUCGGUUCCGUACGAGCCAUUUUCCAUCUUCAACACCUUCCCUGGAUCGACAAUGGCCUCUCGCAGCGGCUCUUACUUACUGAGGGCCUCACCAGGCAAGCUGAGUGCCAGGGCGCCCUGGUAUGAAACGGCUGCGCCUGGGAGCAAAUCCAGUCAAGAAGAGUCGAAUUCAGCACGCCUUUCGCAAGAUAGAGUAGACGAACUCAGUGAGCCAAGUGCUACAGCUAGCUCCUCUACAAACGCCGAUAGAAUCUUGCCUGGCCAGUCACAGGAGGUCACACCACAGGCGCAAUCUACUUCCCGAGCUGCAUUCCCACUUGCUAAACCACUACCAACCCGCCCCUCGAAGGCUACUGUGUCAGCACAGGUGCAAUACGUCGUGAACAACAUGAGUGAUGAAUCAGCUGGGCGCAACUGUGAAUAUGAUCCCACACAUUCUGGGACUAUUCCUGGCUCCAGUCUACCUGUAGCAGACAUCAUCAAAUUUACACCUUCGAACGCUACGCCGGACCGAUCAGCUACAAAGGCACGGACAGAGACGACAAAGACAACAAGCUCUCCGACGCUACCGGAACAAGCAGCAACUACGAUCAAUCAUGGACUGCCGGCGUCGUACACUGCCCUUGCGCCGCCGAGACCAUCUCUGAUCAGCGCGAAAGCGCAGCUCCGUCAGCUGCGCUCUAAGCGAGGACGCAAGCUAGCGGACCACUGGACAAGAAUUGCAGAGCUAGAACAACUCAUUGCGUCAGAACCGUCAGACCUGUCGAUCGAGCAAGAAGUCAACGAAGCAACUGUUACCCCGGCCACAAGAGCGCUCUUGGUCAAGCUUCCCCUACCCAAGCGUAGUUCCACGGAAAGCCACGAGGCAUCCAGUGCGCGCCUGGAAUCAGCUCUACAAGCCAAUGGGCCAACUUUGAUAUUUCCGGCUAGUGAUUACGGCGGCCAAAGCAGUCCUGUGAAUCAUGUUCAGGCCGUCGCACCAUGCGACACCACUGUAGAAGAAAACAGCGAGCGUUUGAAUGCAGAGUUCUCUAGCGUGCAGCGUCCAAGCGCGGAAACCCCCAAGGCUGAAGUCCAUCAAGGAGCGUCCACCAGUGCUGGCCCUCCUGCGCCCGUCAAUGCUGGAGAGGACGAGCCAAUAACUGGUGCAGAUGAUGUUGGGCAGCCAGCUCGUCUGUCACCAGAGAGUCAACCUCAAGAAGAUUACGAUGCCGCUGCUACUACACCCACUACCCCUACCGUAUCACACGAUGGGAACACGUACCUGCAAUCGACGCCAGCUCUCAGUUUGCAUUAUGUAUUGCGUCACCCGAAUGAGACUUUUCACCAUCGAGGAGCAGGUCUGUACGCGCGUGGUCUGCCGCCAGUCACUACAAAGAUGAAGACAAAAGUGUACGGUCCUGGAGCAGAAGCGUGGUAUGCACGGAGGGCUGCGACAAUUCGCGAGGCAGCUGAACCAGUGUCUGGUGGUAUCAAUGCUCCACCAUCGGCUAUGAGGCAGUCAUCUUCGCCGGCCGAGAGCAAGUCGUUGGUUGCGAGGCUUCCUAUACCACGACGUAGCAUCCCUGCGCACAACACAGAGUAUGACGGCCCGCGAUAUCAGGUACCUCCAAGCGCCGAGCGAAAUGUGCUGGGUGACCAGAGAGCCUCGCCAGUGGCCGAGCCGUCUGCUUCAGGAAGUGCGAAGCCGAUAGAGCGUGAGAAGAAUGCUGAUCGGUCUGCGUUUCCCUCACAAGAGCGAUUUACUUCUCAGAUGUCUCGGACGCAGGUAUCGACACCUUUGGCGAUCGUUCGUCCUUACAGUGUACCAUCGCCGUUGGCAGUUAUUCGGCCUUACCGCAGUUUCAACAGCCUAACAGCAACUCCAAACCAUGCGCCGCCGACGACAAAUCCAGCAGCACCAAGCCUAAGCCCAGCAAGCAGAACAGGGAAACCCGGCGGUAUCAGCCAACAUGCCACUGGACGUCAACAUGUGUCCACACUUGAUGAGGCUUACCCUAUGCCGUUCGAAGAUCCUAUGAAUAUCGACACCAAUACCAACAAUUCCAACUCUUCCGCUCCAGCGCCUGCAAAUACGAAGCAGCAGGAAAAGGAGAAGGGCGCAGGACAAGAGAAGCUCGACAAUCGCACCGCGAGAGCAAAGGGCAGUGUUGCUGAUCAGCGUCAAUCCAUCAUACUUGAUGCGUUGCAUUCGUGCAAUGGCUGCUUCCCAGGGAACGAAGAGCCUUUGUAUGUCCUAGCCACAGCUUGGAAGAAGCUACAUAGCGAAGACUUGGAUCAAAGAACUAUCGAGCUGAUCAUUAGAAACAUGGUGGACAGCAAAAAGCUCAAGAAGAUCACUUUUCAGUUCAAGACGAGCACUGGCAUGCUGAUCAAACGUCUACUUCUCCUGGAACCGAAUAUCGACCCGUACUCGCAACCAGUCAAAGAUUUGCGUAAAAACAUGGUUAGCGCCUUUCCAAGCCCUUUCAUCCCCGCUGGCAUUGAGGUCAGCAACGAGAUCAUUGCCAAGAUGGGCAAUUCGCAGAAGGGUACACGACUUACUGCUUCUGCUCCAAGUGUCGGGGCAAGACGUGAGGGAACUAAAUCACCGAGCGGACUUGGCAACGAUGUAGCUGUUCCUGGUGUCAAACGAAAACGGUCUGCCCUCCACAACGGCAACGGUAGGGAAUCCGACGAUGCCGACGAGGAUGAUGAUGAAGAGAUCAGUCCAGGGCAAGCCGCCAUGCAGGGUGAGAUGCAGCUUGGCAAUUAUUGGCACGACUCAACCGCAGUCCCCAGCAAGCUGAGGCCCUAUCAGAGACUCGUAAAGACUAUGCGGCUCGACCAUCCAACCAAAACGACCACGGGACGCUUUACUUCAACAAUGAAGGGGUCUGUCGACACUUCAAUUGGCAAGGAACCACGUAGGAGCCGAGAUGCUGAUGGCGGUAUGACGUUCGACGAUAUGACUGAACAGCAAAACCGUGCAUCAUCGGCAUUACUUCUUCGUCCAAGGCAAGAGUACUAUGAGACCAGCGGCACAUUCAGUAGUUCGGGAUGUGCGGAUGUUGAGUCUACGCCUGACUCUAGGACUCUGCGGAACCGUGCUGAUCGGUUGGAUGGGCUCAUGCAAGGCUUUGGUGCCUCAAAAAGACUGGUGACGAAGUCUGGAUCUUCAUCGUCUUCUAUGCAAGCUCGGUUGCAGCAACAACGUGAUGCUGCAAAGUUGCAGCAGCUCAGAAAGAUGGUAGAGAAUGACGGCGAACAAGCAAAGCUCGAAAGUGGCGACGCGGCAACGCUAAAACUUCUCGACAAUCGCCGAAGACAGAGAAACUGGGUCUCCUCGGACCUUCAUCGUGGCCGCAAGCCUGACGACGAUGACGACACAGAUGAAUUUGUUCCCAGCGAAGGAGGCAAUGGUGAGAAUAUAUCUGAGAGUGACGAGGACUUCUCAUCGGAGGAUGCUUCCGGAACAGCUUCGAGGCGCUCUGGUUUGGUCAAGCUGAAGGUGCGAAAUCUAGCAUCUCUUGUUGCCCCAAGCAAACCCAAGCGGAAAUACAAGUCUCGAGCGAAACAAACUGCCGCUGCAGACGAAGAUCUCGGGAAUUCAGACGUCGACUACGUGCCAGGCACUGCUAAGGUUCGCGUCAAGGCUGGCAGCGACAUCACCAACCGUGACCGGAAAUCCUCUGCGGAAUUCAAGGACACGUCCCGUCUUGUCACAGCUAUCGCGCUGGUCAAUCUUGUUUGUGGUGGAGUGAAUCAAUCACUCAUAAGUUGGGGCAUCGUUUCUCAUGCCUUGAGCUUUCGGCACGACGGUGAUUUUCUUCGCCGACGCUGGUCGACAAUUCGCAAGCUGCAUUCGGCGACCGCCAACAGAUUGCAAGAUGCUCUUCGUGAGCCAUUCUUGGAAGCGUAUCAAAAUGAUGAGCUUCCCGUUCUCGACUUUCAAAACUUGAGCGCCACAGAUUGGCCAUCUCUGUUCCAGUGGGCUGAAGAGACCAGAGCCUGGUUGGAAUCAUCUAAGGGAUCUUACCGAAUUCCCGGCUUGGUCACGAAAAGCAAACUUGAGGAGCAGUUUGAAAUACUGGAGCGCGCUCCCCUCUUCGAGCUCAGCAAGAAUGAAUACUUUACGACGCCGACAGACCUGGGUCGUAGACAUUUAGCGCUUCGCUACAACAACAGUAGUGUCUUACCUAAUCAGGUGGGGUCAGACAAAGACUCCCAAUCAGACAUGUUGCUCAAAUCUUGGGCUCGGGCGAUUGCUGUGACGAAGCAGUGGAAUUACGACAGUAUUGAGGCCUCGAAGAAGAUCAAGAAUGCGUUCCAGGCGUCUGAUGUCGAGAGAGCCACACGUUCAAUGGCAGACGCGCAUAUACUGACCCGUAGCAACAAGAGUAUUUUGCCAGGCCGCAACUUCGAGCUUUCCAACGACGUGCUUUCGCAGUUCCGGAGGUGGCCGGCCAAGCCAGACGAACACACCUACCUGCGUCAUGUCGCUGGUGCUUGGAGCCAUAUCAUGCAGUAUCUGGAACGCAACGAUCAGUUGCAAUUGAUACCCGCCGCAUCGGACCCGGAAUAUGUGAUACUCACCAACUUGGUCGCUCAAGGAGAGCUGAAGCUGACUGUUGCAUUACCGGAGAGAAACAACAACUUCGAUGCUCCGCUUCCCAAAUUCACUCCCUGGAGCUAUAGCGGUACCAACUAUGAGACCAAGAAGGUGAAUGCGGCCAUGCUCAAGUUUCCACUUGUAUACACCAAGACGUCUAAAUUCAACGCGCAUCAUGCUUUGAAGCGUGGCGUUCCAGUGCCGAGCCAGGCAGAUCUUGUUGCAGGGGAGAAAGAUCACCGCAUUCCUUUCUGGACCGAUAUUCACGGAAAUCUUAUUGACGACAUCUGGGACAUGGUGUUGCGGUCCAUUCUUCACCUCUUGGUCUUCCGAGCUGGCUCCACGGCGAAAGAAAUGGAACGGGCACACGAUCGCAAACUCUGGGCUUGGGAGAUUGAGCUGGCACUGGAAUGGAUGGAAAGGGUUGGCAUUGCGGCUCGGUGCGUCACUGGUGGUUGGCGGGCGGGCGGAUCAUGGUACUGUGCAUUCUCGCCGGAUAUCGCAACCUGGAAAGCGCCGCAGGGAGCUGAUCUUGUGACCUAUGGCUGA
Molecule: messenger RNA, 7805 nt
Organism: Lecanosticta acicola
Lineage: Eukaryota; Fungi; Ascomycota; Dothideomycetes; Mycosphaerellales; Mycosphaerellaceae
Source: the annotation of a GenBank genome assembly